GAACUGGAACGCGCGGGAUUAGAAUUGCAAAGCAAUUUUCUCUGCGAAUUCUUAGGGUUUCUGAAUUCUGUGCCCUAAUCGAUUUCUCUUUAGUCAAAAGCAAAGCUUUGUCGUUUCUCCAUUUCGUUUACGGAUUCAAGAUCCUCGUCUUGUUCUUCUCUGCCUGCAAUUAUUUAGUAGGGAGGAGGAGGAGGUCGAACUGAGAGCGAGAUGGAGAUUUCAGCUCUUUUAACAUCUGCUGGAAUCAAUAUUUCGAUCUGCAUUGUGCUUCUUUCCCUUUAUUCAAUACUCAGGAAGCAGCCAGCCAAUUACUGUGUCUAUUUUGGAAGAAGGCUUGUUUGUGGAGGUGCUAGACGUUAUGAUCCUUUCUGGUAUGAGAGGUUUGUGCCUUCUCCAAGUUGGCUUGUCAAAGCAUGGGAAACUAGUGAAGAUGAGUUGUUAGCUGCUGCUGGUCUUGACGCUGUUGUUUUCCUCAGGAUGGUGAUUUUCAGGUUUUCCCAAAUUGCUUUUUUUUUUGUUUGUUUGUUCUGCUUCUUUGGUUCUCUUCAACGAUUUGCCUUAGUGUUUUUUUUUUCUUUUCUUUCCUGCAGUAUUCGUAUUUUCUUUAUCACUGCUGUUGUUUGCAUCGCCUUUGUGCUGCCUGUUAAUUACUAUGGGCAACCGAAGGUGCAUAAGGAAAUCCAUUUGGAGUCAUCCGAAGUGUUCACCAUUGAAAAUCUUAAAGAAGGCUCAAAAUGGCUAUGGGUUCAUUGUCUUGCACUGUACAUUAUAACCUCAGCAGCAUGUCUUCUUCUAUACUUUGAGUAUAGGACCAUAGCCAAAAUGAGGCUUGGACAUAUUACUGGAUCUGCCUCAAAGCCAAGUCAAUUUACCGUUCUUAUCCGUGCUAUUCCAUGGUCUCCUGACCAAUCUUACAGUGACACACUGAGCAAAUACUUCACAAAUUAUUAUUCCUCAAGCUAUAUGUCCCACCAAAUGGUUUACCACAAUGGCAUCAUUCAGAGACUUCUGCUUGAUGCGGAGAGGAUGUGCCAGAGUCUAAAACAUGUUGCUCCUGAAAUUAAUUGUAAACCGAGUUUGACUCCAUGCACCUUUUGUGGAGGGCUUACAGCCACAAAUUCUUUUCACAUCCUCUCUAAUGAGGGUGACAGUGUAAAAGGAAUGGAGCUUGGUGAGUUGACUAUGACUACACCAGAGCAAGAACGUCCAGCUGCUUUUGUGUUUUUCAAGACACGCUACGAUGCACUUGUAGUUUCAGAGGUUCUACAAACAUCAAAUCCUAUGUUAUGGGUGACAGACUUAGCUCCAGAACCUCACGAUGUGUAUUGGAGAAACCUUAACAUACCUUAUCGACAACUUUGGAUACGGAGAAUAGCAACUCUCGUUGGUGCAGUUGCCUUCAUGUUUGUGUUUCUUAUUCCCGUGACCUUCAUUCAAGGGCUAACACAACUACAGCAGCUGUCUCAUGCAUUUCCCUUUCUAAGAGGCAUCUUGAAGGAGAAGUUUAUAAACCAGGUCAUUACAGGGUACUUACCAAGUGUGAUCUUGAUUCUGUUUUUCUACGCCGUUCCACCAUUGAUGAUGUAUUUUUCAACUCUGGAGGGAAGUAUUGCGCGGAGUAUAAGGAAGAAGAGUGCAUGCAUCAAAAUCUUAUAUUUUACUAUCUGGAAUGUGUUCUUUGUCAAUAUUUUAUCCGGUUCUGUUAUCAGGCAAUUGAAUGUUUUUUCUAGUGUCAGGGACAUACCUGCACAACUCGCAAGAGCAGUUCCGACACAGGCUGGCUUCUUUACGACCUAUUGUUUCACAUCUGGGUGGGCCAGUUUGGCUUGUGAAAUAAUGCAACCAAUGGCUCUCAUAUGGAAUCUGGUAGCAAAAGCUGUUUCAAAGAACAAGGAUGAGUCAUACGAAACACUAAGGUUCCCAUACCAUACCGAAAUUCCUAGGCUGCUUUUGUUUGGGCUCCUGGGUUUCACCAACUCAGUCAUAGCGCCACUUAUUCUGCCGUUUUUGUUGAUAUACUUCUUCCUUGCAUAUCUGAUAUACAAGAAUCAGAUACUCAACGUGUAUAUCACAAAGUAUGAAAGCGGUGGACAAUACUGGCCUAUCUUUCACAACACAACAAUCUUUUCGCUGCUCUUGACACAGAUUAUAGCUUUGGGUUUUUUCGGAUUAAAGCUGUCAACUGUUGCUUCUGGUUUCACCAUACCGUUAAUUCUUCUCACUCUGCUUUUUAGUGAGUAUUGCCGGCACAGAUUUGCGCCCAUUUUUCACAAACAUCCCGCUCAGGUGCUUAUAGACAUGGACAGAGCUGAUAAAAUGGCGGGAAAGAUGGAAGAGUUACACAAAAAGUUACAUAGUGUGUACUCGCAAAUACCAUUACACUCUCAGAAAUCAUCGAGCAAAGGCGAAUGCAGUACUCCUUUCGCGAAUCAGGAGUUACCGGAUCCAGAGAAAUUGAAGCCAGAGGAAGGAGAUGCAAUAGCUAAAGAGUUAUGGGGCUAUCAGGGCAAUGAGUCUGGUCAAGAACAUGAAGACAAGUCGUGUCCUAGUGCUUCUUCACCAGAGCAUCGUACCCCAACGAUGAUCGAACUCCACAAACGGAGUUAGAACGUUUUCACAGGUGGAAGUAAUUAGUAAUGCUACGUGCUCGUUCAAUCACUGAGGCUUCAAUACGCAGAAGAAUUUUCUGUCCAAGGGCUCGGCUCCAAAAGGAGUCAAUGGUAAAUGAGAAUACUCAGUCACUGUAAAUAGAUAUGGAAUUCAUUUUCUUCGGUUGGAACUACACCACGGAAAAGCAUUAAAGCAAGUACAGUCUUCUUGUUAGAAAUUAAGGAUGUAGGUUUUAUAGUUACUGCAAGAAGAAAUGUUCUUGAGAUUUCUCAAAAGAAUGAAGAGCAAAACAACUCUUUGUUUGUGCU
This is a messenger RNA of Brassica napus (rape), 2918 nucleotides long. Its product is annotated as CSC1-like protein RXW8. Gene Ontology annotation, cellular component: plasma membrane. The transcript is spliced from 11 exons. Bases 211 to 2607 code for a protein of 798 amino acids. Lineage: Eukaryota; Viridiplantae; Streptophyta; Magnoliopsida; Brassicales; Brassicaceae. Gene Ontology annotation, molecular function: calcium-activated cation channel activity. The record is from RefSeq and is a predicted model, not a curated record.